Messenger RNA from Penicillium antarcticum, 2835 nucleotides. It is a transcript of the gene atgI, whose product is annotated as autophagy protein ATG9. The record is from RefSeq and is a predicted model, not a curated record. Lineage: Eukaryota; Fungi; Ascomycota; Eurotiomycetes; Eurotiales; Aspergillaceae. The transcript has 2 exons. Bases 1 to 2835 code for a protein of 944 amino acids. Gene Ontology annotation, cellular component: autophagosome; phagophore assembly site. Gene Ontology annotation, biological process: protein localization to phagophore assembly site; autophagy of mitochondrion.
AUGAUGUCCUCUAACAUACUCUCGCGUUUCCUGCCACCGACGGGCUCACCUUCUGUCUAUGAGACCCUCAGACAACAAGAUGCAGACUCUGAAUCUUCGGAUAUCGAAGAGCGCGCCGGCCUCGCCAUGGAGGAUCCACAAGAACACUUUAAUGAUCGGGAGCUGGAGGAGGCACUGGCAGAUGUAAGGGACAGUGAAAUAACCAGUCCCAGUGCUCUUCUCAGCCCGAAGCGGUCGCGGAAGCCACCGAAAGAGCGAACGUCGCCACCGGCUACACGCCGUCGCAAGCCAUCGAGGCCGAGAUGGAUGGCCCAAGACCUAUCGCCAGGGUAUGAGCUUGACGAUAAUGAUGAAGAUGUUCCUCAGUCACUGCUGGUGGAGGAAAAUCAUGAAUAUGCGAAAUCGCGGUUGCCUCCUCCUCCCCGGUCCCAUAAUCGUUCGGAUCGACGGACUGCCAGUCCCGAUCCAUCUCCGCUCAACCGAGCCCGCUGGAACCAGCAAAAAGCUCCCCCACCACCUCAGAAUUUUGCUGGCAAUCCAUUGGGGAGGUUAUUUGCGGGGCAACAUCCUGGCCUUGCCAAUGUUGACCCUAAGAAGAAAGCAAUGUGGCGGUGGGCAAAUGUGGAGGAUCUAGAUAAUUUCCUCAAAGAUGUCUAUACCUACUUUUUAGGGAACGGCAUUUGGUCUAUUUUACUAACCAGGGUAUUGAAUCUUCUGACAUUUGCAUUCGUUGUUGGGUUCUCAACUUUUUUAAUGAACUGCAUCGAUUACCCCAAGGUCCGAGGGAGCAAGUCUCUGAAUGACAUCCUCGUGCCUCAGUGCACAGCAAAGAUGUCUGGGUCAUCCACAUUUUUGUUGUGGCUGUUCAGCUUCUUCUGGAUAGGAAAGUUCUUCCAGUACUUGCUGGACAUUCGCAGGCUCAAACAUUUACAUGAUUUCUAUUACUACCUGCUUGGUGUUUCCGAUGCGGAAGUACAGACAAUAUCGUGGCAAGAGGUGGUGAGCCGACUAAUGACCUUGAGAGACUCGAACCCAGCUACAGCGGCUGCUGUCUCUGCCCAACACCGCAGAUUCUUAGGUAGCCAGUCGAAACAACGCAUGGAUGCCCACGACAUUGCCAAUCGCCUGAUGCGGAAAGAGAACUAUAUGAUCGCACUGGUAAACAAGGAUAUUUUGGACCUCACUCUCCCAAUUCCAUUCCUCAGGAAUCGACAACUGUUUUCCCGGACUAUGGAGUGGAAUCUCAAUCUGUGUAUUAUGGACUUUGUCUUCAAUGAACAGGGUCAACUGCGCACUUUGUUCCUCAAAGAUACCCAUCGCAGGCUGUUGAGUGACAGCUUACGUCGGCGCUUUGUUAUUGCUGGUAUCAUGAAUAUUUUUGUAGCACCAUUUAUUGUGGUCUAUUUCAUGAUGCACUAUUUUUUCCGCUAUUUCAACGAGUUCAAGAAGAAUCCAGGUCAAAUUGGCUCCCGUCAAUACACACCCAUGGCGGAAUGGAAAUUCCGCGAAUUCAACGAGCUCUGGCAUAUUUUCGAACGUCGCAUCAACAUGUCUUAUCCGUUCGCCAGUCGCUAUGUUGAUCAGUUCCCCAAGGAUAAGACUGUCCAAGUGGCGCGAUUCGUCGCCUUUGUCUCUGGGGCUCUUGCUUCGGUGCUAGCUCUCGCAUCUGUGAUAGACCCAGAGCUAUUCCUUGGAUUUGAAUUAACCCCUGACCGGACUGUCCUAUUCUACCUUGGUAUUUUUGGUACAGUUUGGGCUUUCGCACGGGGUCUUGCACCCGAAGAGACCGAUGUCUUUGACCCGGAGUUUGCCCUCCUCGAGUUAAUCGAUUUCACACACUAUUUCCCAUCGGGAUGGAAAGGACGUCUGCAUAGCGACGACGUACGCAAGGAAUUCGCAAUUCUCUAUCAACUGAAGAUCGUCAUCUUCCUAGAAGAAAUCCUGAGCAUGAUAUUCACUCCUUUCGUUCUGUGGUUUACCCUGCCCAAAUGCAGCGACCGCAUCAUCGACUUCUUCCGAGAAUUCACCGUGCACGUCGACGGUGUAGGCUACCUUUGCUCCUUCGCAGUCUUCGAUUUCAAGAAGGGCACAAAUGUCCUCUCCCAAGCGGCACCAGGACGACGAGAUCCGACCAAACAAGACCUACGCACUGAUUACUUCUCCACCAAAGACGGCAAGAUGCUCGCGUCCUAUUAUGGCUUCCUAGACAACUACGGCGCAAACCCUCAACCAACCAACCGACGCCAAUUCCACCCGCCGCCAACCCUCCCAACCCUCGGCUCAGCCUCUGCAGCUGACUUCGGCGCUCCCCCGGAUCUGCAAACUCGUCCUGUGCCAACCUUAGCUGCACACUUCGGCCCUCAAUCCCUUGUUGGGGCCUCUAGAUCCAGACCAAUGGGCCUAGAUACCCGCUCCCCAGUCCCCUCCAUGCUCCUCGACCCACACCACCAACCCUCCACUUCUGGGUUCCGCCCAGCGGUCCGUUCCACUCCCCACCAUCACCAGCACCAGCACAAGCGGACCAGACUAGCACGCUCACAGCACCCAGCCGCAAACUCUCUUGAUGACGAGGAUCCGAUAUCCCAAGAAGGCCCUGGGUCAGCCGCUCAACAGUGUGCUCCUCACACAGGUGCUUCCAGCGGUGGCGCAGGCGCUAGUGAUAGCCUAGGCGAUUCAUGGCGUAUGAACCCGCUUGGUAAAGAUGAGGAUGAGGGCGACGAAGGUGAUGAGGGCGAGAAUAUUGAUGCUAUUGCUGGUGGGGCUGGUGUUUUGGGGUUGAUUCAACAGUUCCAGAAGGCUAACACUGAUGGCCGGCGCACGACUGUUGGUAUUUAG